AGAAUCGAAGUGGGAAGAAAUCAAAAGAUAGAGUUGCUCGAUCAACAUUCAAAUUUUAGAUCAUAAUGUCGUUAGCAACUAGUGGAGGAAUCGGCGCCGGCGCCGGCGCUGGUGCAGUGUCCAUGGCAUCUUCUGCCCACGCAGGUGCCGUUGCCAUGCCUAUGCAGCCAACUCCUCCGCCAGCAUCAGAUAUUCCUUUGGGUACGACCGCUGCCCCCGCAAACUUGUCGGCACUGGGUGCCGAUUUGGUGGAUAAAUCACAACAGCUAUCUCUUAGGCAAGCGAAGGAUUUAGCUGAGAUGCCGAUUGUCGCCAUUGAUUUGUAUUCCAAUGAACCUAUUGUGGCUUCUUUCCCGCCAAAAGUUAAGGACGGGCCAGACGAUGAACUGAUGCCCGAGCUCGUUGGAAGAAUGAACAACAAGGUCGCUAUGAAAACAUCCGAGGCAGCGCACAAGACGUUUCGAAAAUGGCUUUCCAAAAGUAAGGGUUACGAAGAUCUCCAGGCGGACGUAUUUACGAAAUUAGACGACAAGUCGGCUGUUGUGGUUCAGAGCCCCGAACUCUGGAUGGGACUACGCCGUCUCGAAAAGGGACCGGAUUAUCUGAAGAAAAUGGUGUCGUGCGACGACUCGAAUACACCCGCUUUCGCAGAAGAGGCUUCACAAGGUGUUGGGAUGACUCUGGCGAAUGGAACCUUGGAUGGGUCUGUCCCAGAGGGUGAUGACUUUGAUAGAGUGGUAUGCAAAGUCCGUUUGCAUGAGUCGAAGAAGGCUCUGACCGUCCUUCCGGAGGAAAUCCUUCAACUUCUAUUGAAUCAGGCCCAAUACCAUGUUUCACGCAAAGCGAAUGCCGAAGAAGAAAUGGAAAAUAUUAUUAGCUAUCCCUGCGCUAUUCCCGUGCCUGCACCGUACUGCAAUGAUCAGUCCGUAGAAGCCAUCUUGGAUGCCACUAAUGGCACAGGAAUGAUUUUUCAACGGAGUGUUUGCGCUUUGGCAGGUGCUCUUUUGCCAGGAACAGAACAGAAACCAAACAUGGUGAUGCAAGAAAUUGAUACGAUACUCCAAGAGCGCAAGAAAGCAUACCAACUGGAACAAAUCAAAAACCCAGACGCCACAUUUAACGACAGCACGUUGCUCUUGUUAACAGGUGUGACCAAAGAUACGACAGAAUGUACUGCCAUUGAAAUGAGUUCGAAAGGAACCGGUAAAUACGCUUGCCCUUACGGCAACUUCAAAGUAAUCUGCAGUGUUUCCUAUCGGCAUGAGAAACCCGAAUCUAUUUUGAACAAGUGUUUUGCCGAGCUCUUUGAAACUUUGGAUCAUGUAGCCCCUGAAGCGCCAACGCCAAUUGGAAUGGUCUCAUACGGUUCCACUUCAGAACAAAAGAAUAUUCAAGUGAAGUGGGAUAAGCUUAAAAAGG
This is a messenger RNA of Pseudo-nitzschia multistriata, 1419 nucleotides long. The record is from the annotation of a GenBank genome assembly. Lineage: Eukaryota; Bacillariophyta; Bacillariophyceae; Bacillariales; Bacillariaceae.